AUGGUUCAGCUGGCCAAGCUUAAAAAUCUUAGCACUUUGAAUAUCUGCAGUCCCAGGACCUACUCUCUGGGAGCUCCUUCCCAAGGAAUCAUCGACGACGGGAUCAUUCGAGCAUGGAGUCGUUGCGCUGCCGACGAGGGUGCAUUUCCAUUGCUGCGUGUUCUUAAGCUGCGCCAUCAGCGGGAGCUCACGCCGCGAUGCAUCGACUACUUGAAUGCGUUUCCUGUCCUGAAUAUCUUCUGUGUCUCUGAAUUCUCCCCCGCAAUGCCUCAAAAAACCAAGCGCAAGGCAGACAAAUGGGGCUGGAAAUGUCUGACAGAGGAUGACCUUGGUCUCUUUUAUCCUAAACCGACCGACAGUAUUCACAAUCGGCCUCAAUAUGAAGAUGAAUACUUACCCCGUACCCCAUGUCCGGUGUACGUACCUUCUCGACAACCAUGUAAUGCCCUAGAGAUAUUGCUCUUCAAUCCUGGUGCUGCAAGGGCCGCGUUUGAGAUGCUCCGGCAAUGCUGCUGCCCUGAUUGCCCUUCAUCUUUAAAUACGUAUUCUGAGGAUCCAAAUCUUCGGACCGCACCUCCUACACUGAGUAUUCUCUUUGGCACGGAUGAAGCAUUCCACCCAUGGUUAUGGGGCUUCCUUUGUUUUUACCGACAUAACAAACAUUCGGAAGACAGCGCCAGAUCAUUGAAGCGCAAAGCCGGCAAAGACCUGGCGUCAGGUUCUAGCGGUACUGCUGGAGCUGAAUUAGACGCGACAGGAAUCUCAAGGCCGUCUGCAGACGGUGUUCCGCCGCAAAAAGGCAGAAAGAUGCGAAAUUUGAAAGGUCACUCGAAUGAAUCGCUUCUGAAGCUUUUUCAAGGAUAA
Xylona heveae TC161 is the source of this 864-nucleotide messenger RNA. RefSeq lists its product as hypothetical. NCBI's taxonomy places the organism in Eukaryota, Fungi, Ascomycota, Xylonomycetes, Xylonales, Xylonaceae. The transcript has a single exon. Bases 1 to 864 code for a protein of 287 amino acids. The record is from RefSeq and is a predicted model, not a curated record.